UCGGACAAUCCUUGAACUUAUAUAAAUAAAACCUCGUCGCUACAUGAAUCGUUGCUACAUUCGGAAGGCAAAUUCCAGCUCCUCGAUCCACUCCAGCCCCACCGACCUAAUUAACAUUCACAUUCCAGUUGACCGUCAACCAUGAAAAUGGACCCUCCUGCCCAUAUCGACUGCUUCAUAUGGGGAGAAAUGAGACGUGUAAUGGACGUUGGUAGGGACAAUUAUCGCCCGCAAAUUGAAGCCACCUUGGAUCGGAUCGACGAGCACCUGAGACAGGUGGUUAGGCUUGGCCUUAAAAGGGACAAAGACUGGGCUUUACGCCGCGAGAAUCAGUUGAACUCUGUUUUUGGGAAAAUCGAGCGGGCUGGCAUGUUUGAUCAACCGUCUAUCUCCUCUAAGCGUCCGCUUCUACCCGUCCAGGUAGCCUACUAUGCUAAGAAUAUGGAGGAUAUAAUUGCAAACUGCGCAAAUAUCGCUAUGGAUAUCUCCGAGAGGACCCCCGUCGGAGACUUCCUCAAGCGCGUGACCGAUGAGCUGCGCGACGCGGAGGGCGUUUUCACGGACAUGUUGCUUUGCCUGGAAGAUGAACUGUGCCGUCGUCGACGACCACUCUGGGAUGAGUGA
Messenger RNA from Aspergillus heteromorphus CBS 117.55, 624 nucleotides. RefSeq lists its product as uncharacterized. The transcript has 2 exons. NCBI's taxonomy places the organism in Eukaryota, Fungi, Ascomycota, Eurotiomycetes, Eurotiales, Aspergillaceae. The coding region runs from base 142 to 624 and encodes 160 amino acids. The record is from RefSeq and is a predicted model, not a curated record.